Malaya genurostris is the source of this 1969-nucleotide messenger RNA. Its product is annotated as maltase A1-like. Gene Ontology annotation, biological process: carbohydrate metabolic process. The transcript has 4 exons. The coding region runs from base 40 to 1914 and encodes 624 amino acids. NCBI's taxonomy places the organism in Eukaryota, Metazoa, Arthropoda, Insecta, Diptera, Culicidae. The record is from RefSeq and is a predicted model, not a curated record.
AUAGUCCGGUACAAGCGAUUUGUUCAGGUGUGACAGGUAAUGACCAUACGAGAGACAAUGAAAAAACCGCAAAGCAAUCACAAUAUUUCCUGUGUGUUUAUUUUGAUGUGCAUGGUGCAUAUUCAGUAUGCAUUCGGUGCAAAUCUAUCUCAACUGAGGGUUAGUGAUUGGUGGGAGAAAGCCGGGUUUUAUCAAAUUUAUCCGCGCUCCUACAAGGACAGCAAUGGUGAUGGCAUCGGCGAUCUCAACGGAAUAACUGAAAAGCUGCCCUAUCUUAAAUCUAUCGGAAUCAAGGCUUUCUGGUUGUCACCCAUUUAUAAGAGUCCGAUGGCCGAUUUCGGUUAUGACAUUUCCGAUUUCCGGGCUAUACAGCCAGAGUACGGUACGAUGGCGGACUUCGACAAUAUGGUUAAGAAAAAGAACGAGCUUGGAUUGAAACUAGUUCUAGAUUUCGUUCCCAAUCAUUCAAGUGAUGAGCACGAAUGGUUCAAAAACAGUGAGCGCAAUGUGUCAGGGUACGAGGAUUAUUACGUAUGGCAUAGCGGAAAACCGGGUGGUGAUCCAAAUCGAAACGAUCCACCGAAUAAUUGGGUAGAAGCCUUUCGUGGCAGUGCCUGGCGAUGGAGUGAAACACGGAAGCAGUACUAUCUGCACCAGUUCCAUUAUAAACAGCCAGAUCUCAACUAUCGUAAUCCCCAGGUGGUUACCGAAAUGAAAAACGUUCUUAACUUUUGGUUGGAUAAGGGAGUUGACGGUUUUCGCAUAGAUGCAGUUCCAUGGUUGUUUGAGAAUCCCAACCUAAACGACGAACCUGUAUCGGGAAAUUCAGAUGAUCCAUUACGACCAGAAUAUCUCAAUCACAUUUACACACAGGAUUUACCAGAAACCGUUGAUAUGGUAUACCAGUGGCGCGAGCUUAUGGAUGAAUACAAAAAAAAGAACGGCGGGGACACGCGAGUUCUUAUGACCGAGGCAUGGUCAGGUCUGGAUAUUGUUAGUACUUAUUUCCAAGAUCAAAACAAACGUCAAGGUUCGCAAAUGCCGUUCAACUUCCAGCUAAUUAUGCGCUUGGACCAGAAUUCCAAAGCAGCUGAUUUUAAAACCGUUAUUGAUUCAUGGUUGAAUACUGUACCUGUAGGUCACAUACCAAACUGGGUUCUCGGAAAUCACGACAAACGACGCGUAGCAUCUCGAAUGGGAGGAGAACACAUGGUUGAUCUGAUGGAACUGGUCGAAUUAUCGCUGCCGGGUGCAACGGUUACUUACCAAGGCGAGGAAAUCGGUAUGACAGACUACGAACUAACUUGGGCGGAGACCAAAGAUCCGGCCGCCUGUCAAACCUCUCCAGAUGAUUACCAAACGUAUACCAGAGAUCCCGCACGUACUCCGUUUCAUUGGAACAACGGAACAAUGGCAGGUUUUACGACUGGCUCCUCCUCUUGGCUUCCUAUAAAUCCGAAGUACACUACAGUCAAUGUGGAGAGUGAAUUAAAUGCUACCAAAAGCCACAUCAAAGUGUUUAAACGACUUAUGGAACUACGCGAUAAGGAUGAUUUCCAUAAUGUUGAAUAUGGAACUGGCACGCUGGGAGAUAACGUGUUUGCGAUUUUACGUUCUGGACCCGUGAGCUCAUCUAAGCCCACGAUUUAUGUCACAUUGGUUAAUCUAGCUAACCAGCAAGAGAAAGUAAACGUUCAAAAUCUGUUCCAAAGCUUUUCAGUUUCAUCCGUGAAUCAGCUUCGCGUCGAAGUGGCUAGUGUUUCGUCCAAAAGAUCUGAAGGAGACUCUGUGAGUUCAGAAAAUGUGGAAUUACUACCGUAUGAGGGUCUAGUUUUGAUUAGUGCUGGAUCAGCUUUAAUUCUCAGUAAAAUUAUAGUUCUGAUGGUAGUAAUAAAAAUGUUCUUUUUGCAUUAAGUUACAUGUACACAAACAUUGCCAUUGAAUAUAUGAAUAAAUUACAUUUAAGUUA